CUUAUCCCGGGCCUGCUCUCGCCGUCCCCCUGCUGCCAGGACCCCGCGGGGCCCGAGCGCUCGGCUCGUCCUCUCUGGCGCCCGCUGCCCGGGCCGGAUGCCAGGGCGGGCAGGGCUCCGCGCAGGCGGGCGGAGUGGAGCAGGAAGCGCCGCGCCGAGCCGGGGACUCUGGGAGCGAGCCGGGGCCGCCGGCUUCCGACCCGCCGACCGCCCCGGGCCGCGGGCUCCCGGGCCUGUGCAGCCGCGGGUAAAGGCCUAGCUCGCUCCGUCGUCCUCCGCCCCCGGCUGCGCCGCUGCGCCUCUCGGGGCCCGGGGCCCAGGGCAGAGCAGGGCGGGGCCGGGGAGGCCUGGGCCGGUGCCGCUGGAAGGUUCCGGUCAGUUGAGAGCAGGAACUGGUGGGCAGUCCGGCAGUUUCUCUCUCUUGCUCUGAAGCCAGUUGGGAGUAGGAGAGUGUUUGGGACCCAGUUUGGUGGGGGGCUCUGAACCUGUGGGAAUCCAGCCCGGAUACUUUUCCUGCUGGGCCCCCUCCUUUUCUCACUGCCGUGGACCCCUGGGGUGAUGGUUGAGGGGGGUACUGCCCUGCCCCCCACGAGCCGCAUCGUGACUCAGUGGUCCUGGGUCUGAUUCUAACUCCCUGAGCCAGUUUCUCUGAGCUUUCUCAGGUUUUCUAAGCCCUCUUGUUAACCCUCCCCCAGGCCCUGGGUUUUCUGCUCUGAGCCCCAGGCAACCCCCUCAUUGGUUGGCCCCACUAAGGUCUGGCCAGUGCCACUGAUUCUCCCUGUGCCCUGUCCUUGAGCCACAGUCCCAGUGGAGGAGACCAGGGGCCAAAUAGAAGCCCACCCCAUUUGUUAAGGGAGCUCAGAGGGACCAGGAAAGACUUUCCAGAAGACAGGACCUUUGAGCGGGGUCUUAAGGGAUUGAGUAGAAUUCUGACAGAGGAGAAGGGUCAUUCCAAGCCCUGAAAAGCAUAUGAACAAGGUUAGGAAUGCUGGAGCAAGAAUCCAGUGAGCCUGGGGAGCUGGAUAGAAGGUAAUGCUAAGAGCCCUGGGCUCUGACCUUCUCUUCCACCAUGCGGUGGGGCCACUGUUUGCCUAGGGCCUCUUGGGGCUCCAGUCUGGGAAAAGGACUCCAGCUACCAGGUGAAUGUUUCCCCUUCCUGACCCACUGGAGUUGGUUACUUAGAGGGGACCGUCCCCUUGGGCCCUCUAGGGCCUUUAUACGCCACCAUGGGAGCUCAGUGAGCAGUGCUCCCCCAUCGGUGAGACAAGGCCAGCUGUUCCGGAGCAUCUCUGCAGCUGAAGCUAUCCAGCGGCACCGCCGGAACCUGAUCGAGUGGUUCAGCCGGCUGCCCAGGGAGGAGCGCCAGUUUGGCCCGACCUUUGCACUAGACACGGUGCAUGUGGACCCCGUGAUCUGCGAAAGCACCCCUGAUGUGCUGCUUCGCCCACCUGCAGAGCUGGCCCUGGAGCACCAGCCGCCCCCGGCUGGGCUCCCACCACUGGCCCUGUCUCAGCUCUUUGACCCGGACGCCUGUGGGCGCCGGGUGCAGACAGUAGUGCUCUAUGGGACGGUGGGUACGGGCAAGAGCACACUGGUGCGCAAGAUGGUCCUGGACUGGUGUCAUGGGCGGUUGCCGGCCUUCGAGCUGCUCAUCCCCUUCUCCUGUGAGGACCUGUCGUCCCUGGGCCCCACCCCGGCCUCCUUGCACCAGCUUGUGGCCCAGCGCUACACGCCUCUGAAGGAGGUUCUGCCCCUGAUGGCUGCCGCCGGGCCCCGCCUGCUCUUUGUGUUCCACGGUUUGGAGCAUCUCAACCUCAGCUUCCGGCUGGCGGAUGCAGGGCUUUGCAGCAACCCCGAGGAGCUGCAGGCGCCAGCUGCUGUCAUCGUCAACCUGCUGCGCAAAUACAUGCUGCCUGAGGCUAGCAUCCUGGUGACCACCCGGCCUUCUGCUGUCGGCCGCAUCCCCAGCAAGUACGUGGGGCGCUAUGGCGAGAUCUGCGGCUUCUCCGAUACCAACCUGCAGAAGCUCUACUUCCAGCUCCGCCUCAACCAGCCAGACUGCGGGUAUGGCGCUGGGGGUGCGGGGAUCUCAGCCUCCCCGGCCCAGCGUGACAACCUGGUGCAGAUGCUUUCCCGGAACCUGGAGGGGCACCACCAGAUCACCGCCGCCUGCUUCCUGCCCUCCUAUUGUUGGCUCGUCUGUGCCACCUUACACUUUCUGCACGCACCCACGCCUCCUGGUCAGACCCUCACGAGCAUCUACACCAGCUUCCUGCGCCUCAACUUCAGUGGGGAGACACUGGACAGCACCGACCCCUCCAAGUUGACCCUGAUGGCCUAUGCAGCCCGAACCAUGGGCAAGUUGGCCUACGAGGGGGUGUCCUCGCGCAAGACCUACUUCUCAGAAGAGGACGUCCGAGGAUGCCUGGAGGCUGGCAUCAAGAUGGAAGAGGAGUUCCAGCUGCUGCACAUCUUCCGCCGGGAUGCCCUGAGGUUUUUUCUGGCCCCAUGCGUGGAGCCAGGGCACCAAGGCACCUUCGUGUUCACUGUGCCCGCCAUGCAGGAAUACCUGGCUGCCCUCUACAUUGUGCUGGGUUUGCGGAAGACGAUGUUGCAGCAGGUGGGCAAGGAAGUGGCCGAGCUUGUGGGCCGUGUAGGAGAGGAUGUCAGCCUGGUCCUGGGCAUCAUGGCCAAGCUGCUGCCCCUGCGGGCUCUGCCUCUGCUCUUCAACCUGCUCAAGGUAGUUCCACGAGUGUUUGGGCGAGUGGUAGGUAAGAGCCGGGAGGCAGUGGCUCAGGCCAUGGUGCUGGAGAUGUUCCGGGAGGAGGACUACUACAACGAUGACGUUCUGGACCAGAUGGGUGCCAGUAUCCUGGGCGUGGAGGGCCCACGGCGCCACCCAGACGAGCCCCCUGAAGAUGAAGUCUUUGAGCUCUUUCCAAUGUUCAUGGGAGGUCUUCUCUCUGCCCACAACCGGGCCAUGCUGGCUCAGCUCGGCUGCCCCAUCAAGAACCUGGAUGCCCUGGAGAAUGCCCAGGCCAUCAAGAAGAAGCUGGGCACUCUGGGCCGGCAGGUGCUGCCCCCCUCGGAGCUUCUCGACCACCUCUUUUUCCACUAUGAGUUCCAGAACCAGCGCUUCUCUGCUGAAGUGCUCAGCUCCCUGCGCCAACUCAACCUGGCAGGCGUCCGCAUGACGCCCCUCAAGUGCACCGUGGUGGCCGCCGUGCUGGGCAGUGGAAAGCAUGCCCUGGAUGAGGUCAACUUGGCCUCCUGCCAGCUGGACCCUGCCGGGCUGCACACCCUCAUGCCUGUCUUCCUGCGUGCCCGGAAGCUGGGUUUGCAACUCAACAGCCUGGGCCCUGAGGCCUGCAGGGUCCUCCGAGACCUGCUGCUACAUGACCAGUGCCAAAUUACCACCCUGCGGCUGUCCAACAACCCACUGACGGCGGAAGGUGUGGCCCUGCUGGUGGAGGGGCUGGCGGGAAACACCUCACUGACUCACCUGUCCCUGCUGCACACGGGCCUCGGGGACGAGGGCCUGGAGCUGCUGGCUGCCCAGCUGGCCCGCAACCGGCAGCUGCAGGAGCUGAACGUGGCCUACAACGGCGCAGGCAACCGGGCGGCUCUGGCUCUGGCCAAGGCUGCCCGGGAGCAUCCUUCCCUGGAGCUGCUGCACCUCUACUUCAAUGAGCUGAGUUCCAAGGGCCGCCAGGUUCUGCGGGACUUGGGCGGCACAGCCGAAGGCGGUGCCCGGGUCGUGGCAUCGCUGACAGAGGGGACAGCAGUGUCCGAGUACUGGUCAGUGAUCCUCAGUGAAGUCCAGCGGAACCUCAACAGCUGGGAUCGGGGCCGGGUCCGACGCCACCUGGAGCUCCUGCUGCGGGACCUGGAAGAUAGCCGGAGUGCCACCCUUAACCCGUGGCGCAAAGCCCAGGUGCUGCGGGUAGAGGGCGAGGUCAAGGCUCUCCUGGAGCAGUUGGGAGGCCCAGGAAGCUGAAAGCAGGCACCUAACUGUAUGACCACUGGCCCCCAAACAAACCCCUUUCCUUUGUGGCCUCCUGGCUCGCACUGCUCCUUCUAGAAAGACCCUUUCAGGGCUGGAGGCAAAGGAAUGGGCACAGCAGUGCCAGUUGCCCCCCUAGGGCGUGUCCAGCCAGUGCCCAGGUCGAGAAUUUCCAAAGUCAAAGGUAGGAAAUCAAUGCUCUGGGCUUGUAGAUGGAAUGUGCCUCCUCUCCCUUCUCAAAGAACCAAAGGAGGUGGCAUCUCAGCGGGCAGAUUGCCCUGUAGCAUCGCUACCAACCUUGACUCUUCCUCCUCUCAAAGAGCCUCUUGUAAUGUCCCAAGGUGGCAAUCUUAUGUCCGCCAGGCCAGGAGGGUUGCCGUCCAGAAGAUAAGUUGGAGGGUCUAAAUGGCCACCCAGCCACCUCUACUGCUGCCUUUAUGCCUGUCUGUGGACACUGAGGAUGCCAGUGGCCACUUAGCUCUCAUGUUGGUGCUUUCUCCUCACCCUCCUACCCCCUUUACCAUAAUGGUACCUACGGCUUUGUGGCCCCCAGGGGCAAGUACCCCGACUUGCUGCUAUUAAAGAGCUGUGUGUCUUCA
This is a messenger RNA of Choloepus didactylus (southern two-toed sloth), 4602 nucleotides long. RefSeq names its product NLR family member X1 (gene NLRX1). The record is from RefSeq and is a predicted model, not a curated record. Lineage: Eukaryota; Metazoa; Chordata; Mammalia; Pilosa; Megalonychidae. Gene Ontology annotation, cellular component: mitochondrion. Gene Ontology annotation, molecular function: protein binding. Gene Ontology annotation, biological process: negative regulation of canonical NF-kappaB signal transduction. The coding region runs from base 1070 to 3997 and encodes 975 amino acids. The transcript is spliced from 10 exons.